Messenger RNA from Penicillium brasilianum, 327 nucleotides. The record is from the annotation of a GenBank genome assembly. Lineage: Eukaryota; Fungi; Ascomycota; Eurotiomycetes; Eurotiales; Aspergillaceae.
AUGUCCAUCUCACCUUAUCCUGGGCCCGAUACUCCUGCAAUCCUAGCACGGAAUGAGACUCCUUCAGCAUCUUAUUCCAGUAUGGGCGUGCGAGACAAGGUCAUUCGUCAUAAGUACGGUAGUUUCAGUUUCGAUAAUCCUUGGGGCACCGGUGAGGAGCUGGGAACUGGACUUGGGUUAUUCUUGGACACCUGGAAAGGAAGAUUGACUCUCAGCGCAGCGUACAAUGAUGCCUGGCAUGAGAAGGAGGAAGUCUUGGAUGAUUUGAAUUGGUGCAAUGAUAUUGAAUUUCAAGGACUUGGGAUUGGUGACAUGACACCAUUUUAA